GAUAGUAGUGACAUGAAGACUAUAAAUAAACAAUCAACAACAAAAACGACAAAGAAAAAUAUUAAUGGACGAUCGAAAACAUUUUUAAAAGCAAAACAAUUCGUGGAAACGAAUGAAAAAUUAUACCAAGAAUUACGAAAAUUUAAUCGACCACGAGAAGAAUAUGAUGAAAUUGAAUCAUUAAAAAUACAUUUCAAUUCCACACAAUGGUCAUUGGAGGAUCGUUUAUCAUCCAUUGUUAAACAAGAAUCGGAUCUAAAAUUAGAAUCAAAGUUAUUUCAAUCAUGGUUACGUGAUGAAUGUGGUCAGACGAAUAAUCGUUCGAAUAGUGGUUGUGGUCGUAAUCGAAAAACGACAUUCCAUUCGUUUCAAAAAUAUUAUAAAAAACGUCGUGAUCAAGAACGAUGGAAGCAACAUAAUCUACGCGGUUGGCCAUUGAAUGGUUCAAUUUAUAUAUCAUCAGCAUCAUUAUCGAAACGACAUUGGUAUUAUGAAAAAUUGAAACUAAAGGAUGAAUUUCUUCCACCAUUGGAUACUGCGUUAUUGUUACCUACACCAUCACCAUCCACAUCAUCAUCAUCUUCGUUAUGUACAGUUAAAACCGAUGAAAUGAAUGAUGAUUUAGAUGACGGUUCACAUAAUUGGGAAUUAGUAUCAUUGGAACAUGCAUUCAAUGCAUUUCCAUUAACAUUUCAAACAACUAAUCCUAAAGUAAAAUCAUUAUCAUCAUCUUCGGCAAAUAUUUGUGAUGAAAUUACCACCAUAUCGAAUGAAUCGACAUUUAAUCGAUCGGAAAAAUUAUCAUCAUCAACGAAUAUUCAUCAUCGAAAAACCACGGCCGGAUUGAAAAAGAAAUCGAAAAAAAUCCGCAAGAAAAAUCGUACGGCAAAUAAUGCACGUUCAACAAAAGCUGUACAACAACAACAAUUAGCUAGUCAAUCAACAAAUGUUAAUGAGUCAUCAAUAAUUGCUGCCAGUCAAGAUUCUUCUUCCGAAUAUAUGACACUAUUUUCAAUGGAAAAAUGGGAAAAAUUUCAAACAUUUAUUCAACGAAUUGUUUUGAAUAUUGAACGAAGAAAUUGGGAACCAUUGCAAUCAUAUUUACGUUUUGCAAUCAAUGAUUUCGUACGGUUUGAUUUAUUAAUCAAUCAUGAUUUACAAACAAUAUGGUCGAUAAUCGCUACAAUUAAAUAUGAAUCAGAACCAAUUAUUGAACCGGAAAAUAUGCCAUUACCAGCCAAACGACGAAGACGUAGUAGUUCAAAAGUAUUGGAAUAUUCAUUUAUGGAUUCUAAUUCAUUAUCAUCAUCGUCAUUAUCACGUAAACGUAAUCGUUUAAAUGGUAUGAUCAGUAAUAAUGAUGAAAGUUUUAGAAAUGGAUCCAAAAGUCCUACACCACCACCAUCGUGUAUCAAUAAAUCUUCCACAUUAUCGCCUGUAACCUUCCAUAUGCCAUUAAUGACACGAACACAAUCGAAAUAUUUUUUUGAAAAUGUUAUCAAUGGUGGUAGUGGUGGUAAUUCAACACCACCACCAGUCACAACAACAACAACAUUCAAAAAUGCACAACAAUUACAACAAUAUCUAAUGGAACGGGUAAUAUCAAUGGAAUCAUUACAGAAACUUUCUCAUGAUAUUCAUCAACGUCAUUCAGUAUUGAAAAUAUUGAAAAUUUUUGAUGAAUUUUUUAGUUCAAAAUUUAAAUCUUCUUAUCAAUCGCUUAACAAUCAUGUAAUAAAUAACUCUACGGAAUCUUCAUCAACGAUGGAAACGGCCAUUGGAUCAUCACCCAACAUAAACAUGGCAACAUCAAAAUCAACAAAAACAACUUAUCGUAUUUAUAACGGAAAACGACGACGUCGUAAACGUUCAUUGGUCAUAUCUUCAGUGGAAUCAUCGAUGACUAGUCAACAACAAUGCUCAAAUCGAAAAAAUGGAAAAAAUUCUAUCCAGAAUCAUCAUCAGCAUCCACAAUGUCAUGGUGUUGAAUGUUCAAUUAAAUUUGAUAUGCCGAACAUAUCACGUAUCGAUAUGGAUCAAUCAUCAUCAUCAUCUAUUCAAGAAUUUGAUAAUAAUAAUGAUUUUUUGGAUCCUAAUGAAUAUUUAUUUGAUGGUACAAUGGAAUUGUUGAAACAAACUGAGCAAAUGUUUGCCAAUACUACCGGUAAUUCAUUUUUUCCCAAAUCAAAUUUAUUUAAUGGUAAUGAUGCUUGUGGUACUGGUGGUGAAUCAUCUUCAUGUUCUGAAUCCCGAUCAUACAGUCAAUGUAAUAGUCCAAGAAGAUUAUGGCAGCAAUCAACUAGUAAUAAUCGUAGUAAUAAUAAUAAUAUUUCGCCAUCCAAAUGUGAAAUGAAAUUACGAUCAAGAUCAUCAAGUUCAUCAUCGAAUUCGAUUCAAUUUGGUUCGUUGGAUGAAUCAUCUCAGGAUCGUGAUCAUCACAAUAAUCGUGAACAUUCAACAUUUAUGACAUGGGAAUCGAAUAAUUCAACGAUAUUUAAGAAUUUUAUUGAUAUUAAUUUCGAUGAAAUUGAAUCACCAACAAUAGCCAACAAUCAAAUUAAUGAUAAAACAAGAAUGAUGAUACGUACACGUGGUGGUAGUAAACGUUUAGCUGCUGCUGCGGCUGCCGCAGCUGCAGCAGAAAAAGAAUCUAAUCGAAUCGAUGAAAGUAAUCAUCAUGAUAAUCAGAAUAAUAAAAGCAAAUAUUUGGCCAUUAUAAUCGAACAGAUUGAAAAUCAAUUACGAUUGUUGUCCGCAAAAAAUCAAUCACGUUUGUCCGCCAUUUGUGAUAUGUUUUGUCAAGAUUAUCACCUUGAUCAACUGGAAUAUCGUUUAGAAAGAUUAGAUUUCGAAAUAAUUGAUCUUUAUCAUCAAUAUUUAUUUAAUGAGAAAAAAUUCACCGAUGAAGAAUUGGAAUCCUGUUUAUCCAGGCUAGAAGAUCAUUCACAAUUGAAUAAUGAAUAUUUGAUUAAAUCAUUAUAUUUGAUGACAUUGGCACCAAAUUCACAACAUAUGACAUUGGCAUUUUGUCAACAAUCCAAAUUGAUGUCAACAUUAAUGUCGAAAAUGAUGAUGAAUAAUCAAUGUUCAAUGUUUAAAGAUUUAUUUGAAUCAAUAAUGAUGACAAUAACAACAGGUCGUAAUCAUCAACAACAACAAUCAACGUCAUUAUCAUCAUCUUUAUCCAUAUCGAAUAUACAACAAGAAUUAUGGAAAUUAUCCAAACAUAUUGAUUGGUCAUUAUUGGAUAAUAAUAAUAUUAAUGAGUGCAAUGAUUAUAAAAUUGAUGAUGGUCACGAUAUUGAAGAUAAUGAUGGUGGUGGUCACAAUUGUAAUGAGUCAUUAUCAUCGAUUAAAAGAAAAUUAUCCUUUGAUGAGAUUGCCAAGAAUAUUGUAAUUGCUCAUGUAAAUGAUCAUAAUAAUCAUCAUGCUGUUGAUGCAAUGGAUAAUCUGAUUGCUGAAUCAUCAACAUCAACAUUAUCAUCGAAUAACAAUAAUGAUUUAUUGGAUAAUUAUUGUCUUCAUUAACAGAAAGAAUUUGAAUUGAUUGAUUGAUUUAGUUGAUUUUCACACAAUUUUUUCUCAAUCUUCCUUUUCCGGGAAAAAA
Messenger RNA from Dermatophagoides pteronyssinus (European house dust mite), 3607 nucleotides. RefSeq lists its product as uncharacterized. Lineage: Eukaryota; Metazoa; Arthropoda; Arachnida; Sarcoptiformes; Pyroglyphidae. The record is from RefSeq and is a predicted model, not a curated record.